Messenger RNA from Lutzomyia longipalpis, 753 nucleotides. RefSeq lists its product as uncharacterized. The record is from RefSeq and is a predicted model, not a curated record. The coding region runs from base 10 to 651 and encodes 213 amino acids. NCBI's taxonomy places the organism in Eukaryota, Metazoa, Arthropoda, Insecta, Diptera, Psychodidae. The transcript has 3 exons.
GUAUAAAAGAUGCUCCUUCUCCAACCACCACCUUCAGUCUCACUUGUUUUCGCGACUCUUCCUCAACUUUAUCGUGUCUUAUUUACAUUUUUUGUGCGCGGCAUCUUCAGCAGGAAGACGACGAUGAAGCCCCUCCUGUGUGGAUUGUUCUUGGCCACCUUGGCUACCUUCACAUUUGCAAAUUAUGGGCACUACAUACCAAAAGCAGCAUUUACAGUGAAUGAAGAUGGACAAAUUCUUAGCUACCUGCCACUACAUCCGGCCACGAUGAGCAGAUUUAGGCGAUCUGCCCAAAUUUCUUCUUCUUCAUCAUCCGCCUCUGCGAGUACUUCAUCCGGCAAUAGUCCCAUCUUCUUUGGGAAUCCUUACGGUGGAGCAGGCUUUCCUCCUGGUUUUGGUGCUCCAUUUGGGCAUCAGCAAACCUUCGUUCCACCUAGAAAUACCUACACUGGAUCCUCGAGCACAUCGAGCAUCUCCACGGGCCCGAGCGGACUUCAUUCCCGUUUUGGCGCCGAUGAACCUCCACCACCAGUGCGAAUUCAGGGCUCCACGUCCAGUUUCACCAGCCAGAAUGGGGAAUUUACUCAAACACAAUCCCAUUUGGGAGAAGAUGGAAAAGUCCACUUUACCAUUUCCUCUGGGAAAUUUUAGAAAAGACAUUCAACUGUCUACGUAAUUUUUAUUUAUAUUUAAAUUGUUGUACACUGAAAUGCAUUUCGUCUGCGUGGAUUUAAUAAACUUUAAACUGUAAAA